AUGAGGUGCACGCGCUGGGUGCUGCUCGCCGCCGUGGCGCUCGUCGCCGCGCAGGCCUCGCAGGACGUGCAGUCCGUGGCGCUGGCCGAGCUGGAGCAGACGCUGCUGGUCUCCUCGCCGCUCGAGGGCGGCCGCCGCCUGCUGAGCGCCGACCUGUUCGAGGAGCACGCGGCGCGGUACCUGAUGGCGGCCGCCGACACGACGGCGGAGGCCACGGCGCUCUUCAAGCUCUACAAGAAGCUGUACCCGGACACGGUCAAGGCCUGGGGCUCCACGGAGGCGGCGCAGCUCGCGUACUUCGAGGAGAAGGUCUUCCCCAACAUCCAGGCCAAGGCCAAGAAGCUGCUGUCCGAGGAGAGCUCGAGCUCCGCCUCGGGCUCCAGCGGUACGAGCGUGGGCGACGAGUCCGGCACGGGCACCAGCGGCAAGACCUCGGGCACGACCACGUCGGGCAGCUCCAAGACCAACAACGGCAGUGGAACGUCCACCACCAGCGGCAGCGGCAAGACCUCCACGAGUGGAACGUCCACCACCGCCAGCGGAAGCGACAAGACGUCCACGAGCGGCACAUCGGGCACGUCCACCUCCAGCGGCACGUCCACUUCGAGCGGCACUACCAACAGCGGCAGUACCAGCAGCAGGACCACGACCAGCGGCACGUCGACGUCUAGCGGAACCUCGACCAGCAGCGGCACGUCUACUACCAGCGGCACGUCGACGUCCAGCGGAACCUCGACCAGCAGUGGCACGUCUACUACCAGCGGCACGUCGACGUCCAGCGGAACCUCGACCAGCAGCGGCACGUCUACUAGCAGCGGAACCUCGACCUCCAGCGGCACGUCGACUAGCAGCGGAACCUCGACCUCUAGCGGCACGUCGACCUCCAGCGGUACUUCCACCAGCAGCGGGACCUUGACGGCGACCUCGACGUCUUCGACGACGAGCAGCGCGUCGGGCUCGUCUUUCUGGUCGACGACCUACAACUCGAAGCUGUCGUCGAACGUGGACUCUCUCAAGUCGCAGACCAGCACGGUCGAGACCGUCGUCGAGUCGGCGUCCGGCAGCACUUCAAGCUCCUCCGCCGCGUCUGCGUACACGUCGCCGACUGUCAUCAGCGGCUACACGAGCCCGAGCCGUCGUUUCCUGUCGAGCGGCAGCUCGGACACGUCCAACAUCGACGUGCUGUUCUGCGAUAUCGAGGGCAACGCCAUCUGGAAGUGGAGCGCCGAGGACGUGCCCGACGCCACGGUCACCAACUCGUCCAGCACCACGACCGAGAUCGACGUGGAUGUGGACGGCGUGUGCUCGGCCACGACGACGCUUACCGUGUCGGCGUACCAGACUGGCUGCUCGCUGCAGAACCACCCGGAGGGCUGCGACAACGUGUACUACAAGGGCUGCGGUGGUAUUACCGUGUCCCCCACGAGCGACCGCAUUGUGAUUGCCCGUACUGGUGGCCGUACCCUUGGUGUGCUCAACUACAAGAACGUGGACAACGCCUGCCAGGGCCAGGUGGUGGAUGCCAUCUCGACUUACCGCGGCAAGAAGUUCAACAGCCCCACGUACGCUGAGUACGCCAACAACGGCAUCCUGUACUUCACAGACAGCCCCUUCGGUCUGGCCACCAGCGACGCGGACUUCGACGGUGACACUCUGGACAACUCCCCGCUCCGUGAGAUCCCCUUCAACGGUGUCUACAUGCUGCGUAACGGCACGGGCCAGUCUGUGGAGCUGGUGGACUGCGAUAUGACGCGUCCAAACAAGAUCGCCUUCUCCCCUGCCCAGGACAUUAUGUACAUUACUAACUCGCAGAAGGGCAACUCGUACGUCAAGAGCUACGUCAUGGCGGACGACGGUACGGUCAGCAACUCGAGCGUCUUCUUCAACUUCACGGCUCACCCCGAGCUUGAGACCGACGACGGCUACGCCAAGGGCAUCAAGGUCGACGACAACGGAUACGUGUACGUGGUGUGCUACAAGGGCGUGUACAUCUUCUCUGACGAGGGCGAGCUGGCUGGCGCCAUCAUGAGCUCCGAGGAGCUGGACUCCGUGAGCAUGGGUCUCGGCCGUCUCUUCAUCUCGGGCAGUUUUGGCCUCGUGGCGCAGACCAGUGUUUACCCGGACCGGACCAUCCAGGCGCGCAAGCGCUCAACCUCUCUUGAUUGCAAGAGACUCGAACACGACACCGUCGUGCGCCUCAAUUCAAUGCUCAUCGUGGUGGAGCUGGAGCGCAAUCGCUCAUUCUCCUUCGUUCUUUGCGUGUGCUCGCUUUGGUCCGCCUUCGAUAUGGUCUCGACUGCUGUGGCAGUCGAAAUCACCUUGAUGCUCGUGGCGACGGCGUCGGCUGUCGACUCGCGCUCCAUUUGGGCAGCGCAGGAGCUCUACGACGUCCACAACUGCUCGGGCACGCCUGCUGCAGUGAGCCUCGCGACGGUGACCACCUGCUCGCCCAGCGCGUGCGCGUCCGUCGAGAUCAACAACGCGACCCAGUUCGUCGACCUCGAGUGCAACAUCACCGAUCGGUUCGCGUACGCUGAGGAGGUCUUCGGGGAGUUCAACUUCAUCGUCGUGGAGGAUUACGCCGCCGCCGGGUGCGAUAACCUACGGCUGACGACGGUACUGCCAGCCACCGGAAGCUGCGCCGAGUCGACGCUGUACGGGAGCUACUCGAUCGUCUCGACCCUGUUCGCGAAUGGGUCGGCGGUGAUAUCGCUGUACGACGGUGAGGACUGUGACGGAGACGCUUACAUGGACUUCGUUCUGGAUAGCGGGAACAUCUCGAGUGGAGACUGCGUUCAAGACUACUACAAGUUCUACACCAGUGCUAGCAUGAAUGGAACUGUAGGCGCCGACUCCAGCUCGGUUGCUCGUACUCGAGGGAGCAACGGAGCAUCAGCUACUUCUGGGACGACAACUGCGCGCGUCGACCGCGACAAGAUCGACUUCGAAGGCGUGAUCAGCCACGGAGGCUACGGACAAGUGGUGUCGGGCUGGUUCAACGGCCAACACGUCGCGGUGAAGAUGCUGCUACCGGAGAACCGCAAGAGCGUGAAGCACCUGACUGCAUUCCUGGAAGAGGUGAGGCUCACGGCGACGCUGGAGCACCCUCGGACCGUGCGUUUUGUCGGAGUAGCCUGGGAUUCUCUCUCCGAUCUGUGUCUGCUGACCGAGUUCAUGGAGGGAUGUGACCUGCGGACAUUGCUCGAUUCCUACGAGGCUCAGAACGAACCAGUCGGCUGGAACAAGACCAAGGUGACGAUCGCUCUUCACGUGGCGCACGCGCUCACGUAUCUCCACUCACUGGACCCGCCAGUAUUACACCGCGACCUCAAGUCGAGGAACAUUCUGCUUAGUGCAGACCUCGAGGCGAAGCUCACGGGCUUUGGGUGUCACGAGAGCAGGAAGACCAGACCAUGA
Messenger RNA from Phytophthora sojae, 3417 nucleotides. RefSeq lists its product as hypothetical. Lineage: Eukaryota; Oomycota; Peronosporomycetes; Peronosporales; Peronosporaceae. Gene Ontology annotation, molecular function: ATP binding; biotin binding; protein kinase activity. The transcript has 4 exons. The coding region runs from base 1 to 3417 and encodes 1138 amino acids. Gene Ontology annotation, biological process: protein phosphorylation. The record is from RefSeq and is a predicted model, not a curated record.